Molecule: messenger RNA, 7464 nt
Organism: Motacilla alba alba
Lineage: Eukaryota; Metazoa; Chordata; Aves; Passeriformes; Motacillidae
Gene: RAPGEF1
Product: Rap guanine nucleotide exchange factor 1
Exons: 26
Coding region: 201-3881 (1226 amino acids)
Biological process (GO): Ras protein signal transduction; positive regulation of GTPase activity
Cellular component (GO): plasma membrane
Molecular function (GO): guanyl-nucleotide exchange factor activity
Source: RefSeq, a predicted model, not a curated record
CGCCGGGCGCCGGGCGUGCGCGGCGGGAGCCCCGGGCCGCCCCUUCCCGUCGCGGCCCGCGGAGCGGGCAGGGGGCGGGCGCAGCUCCACGGCCGCCGCUGGAGCCGCUCCCGCAUCGCGCCCGGCAGCAGCGGGAGCCCGGCAGCCCCUCGGCCGGCUCCGUGCGCCGCCGGGCCUGAGCGCCGAGCGCCGGCUCCGACAUGUCCGGCAAGAUCGAGAAAGCAGAUUCUGAGCGUUCCCAUCUCUCCUCAUUCACCAUGAAGUUGAAGGGCAAGUUUCAUUCACCAAAAAUAAAGAGAACACCCUCAAAGAAAGGAAAGCAAGCUGACCUGACAGUGAAAACACCAGAGAAGUCAGUGAACAAAAAUGUAUCAUGGCUAGAGGAAAAGGAGAAGGAGGUUGUCAGUGCACUGCGCUACUUUAAGACUAUUGUGGACAAAAUGGCAAUUGAUAACAAAGUCUUGGAGAUGCUGCCAGGCUCAGCAAGUAAAGUGCUGGAAGCCAUCCUGCCCUUGGUGCAAAUUGACCCACGCAUCCAGCAAAGUUCUGCCAUCUCAUCCUGCUACAGCCGAGUGUACCAGAGCCUGGCCAACCUCAUCCGCUGGUCUGAUCAGGUGAUGCUGGAGGGGGUGAACUCAGAGGACAAGGAGAUGGUGACAACAGUGAAGGAUGUCAUAAAAGCUGUUCUGGAUGGAGUCAAGGAGCUGGUCAGACUCACGAUUGAAAAGCAGGAGCAUCCCUCUCCCACAAGCCCAGUUAAACCCAGUUUACCAGCAUGUAAAUCUGACAGCCCAUCAGAACUUCCCCUUACGGACCGAGAAAUGGAGAUCCUCAACAAAACAACCAACAUGACUCAAUCCAACGAGCUGCUGACUGACUCCAUGGAUGAAGAAGUUGCACCUCCUAAACCCCCUCUGCCCAGCAUUCGUGUGGCAGAGAACAGCCCUCCACCAGCAUUGCCCCCCAAGAAACGUCAGUCGGCGCCUUCCCCAACCAGAGUGGCUGUUGUGGCCCCCAUGAGCAGAGCUACCAGUGGGUCCAGUUUGCCUGUUGGGAUCAACAGACAGGAUUUUGAUGUUGACUGCUAUGCCCAGAGGAGGUUGUCAGGUGGAAGCCACUCCUAUGGGGGGGAGUCUCCUCGGCUCUCCCCGUGCAGCAGCAUUGGCAAACUGAGCAAGUCUGACGAGCAGCUCUCCUCCCUGGACCGCGACAGCGGGCAGUGCUCCCGCAACACAAGCUGUGAAACCCUGGAUCAAUCGGAUCACUAUGAUCCAGACUAUGAAUUCCUGCAGCAGGACCUCUCCAACACUGAUCAGAUACCUCCUCAGGGCCCGAGUGUCCUCAGCCCAUUGCCAGAGUCCUUGGGUGAGUCUGGCUCCCCUUUCCAUGGACACACUUUCCAGCUCCCGCAGGGCACCUCUCCUCCACUGGAAUUCUGCGGCCACUCGGGAGCAGCACAGCCAACAGAGACUCCCCCAGCUUUGCCAGAGAAGAAGAGGAGGAGUGCAGCCUCCCAGACUUCAGAUAACUCGGGCUGCAGGGUGUCCUACGAGAGGCACCCGUCCCAGUACGACAACAUCUCCGAGGACGACCUGCAGAACGCCGUGGUUGUCCCCUCCAUGCCCUUCACGCCCUUUGCUGCUGUUCUGCCUUUCCAGCAAGGAAACUCUUCAGCACCAGUGGAAUUCAUUGCUGAUUUUGCUGCUCCAGAUUCAAACAGUGACCCAGAAAAGCCGCCACCUCUGCCAGAGAAGAAAAGCAAACACAUGAUGGCCUACAUGCAGUUUGUGGAAGACUACUCAGAGCCACAGCCGUCCAUGUUCUACCAGACCCCUCAGAACGAGCACAUCUACCAGAAGAAGAACAAGUACCUCAGGGAAGUCUAUGGGAUCAAUGACUCCUUUAUCAGCUUAGACUCCUCUCAAGAUCUGGCACCUCCUCCUGCUCUCCCACCCAAGCAGCGGCAGCUGCAGGCCUCCUAUGCUGCCUCUUCUUUCUCUUCUGUCUCCUACUGUGUCCAGCAACCUAAAGUGCCCUUCACCCCCGAGGACUGCGGUGCCACUCAGGGCCUCACUAUGUCAGUCUCUAACUCCUUUCUCAGCCGGCACAGCUCCUUCCCUGUGCACUCGUACAAAUCUGUGUUUAGGUCCUACUCCCAGGACUUUGUGCCUCACAACCAAGUCUCCAUACCUCCUUUCCUCUCUUCUACCUCCUCCUGCUCCACUCCACCUUUUCCACCCGUCCAUCUGUCCCAGAGCCCCGACCUAGCGGUGCCCGCUGCAGCCAGCCAGUCACCCAGCACUGUGGAUGUGCCAAACUCCUCUUCUCAGGAGAGCAGCUUUAAUGGGAAUGCUCCUGUCUGCCUUCCUUCUGAAACCUCUUUCACUGAUUCUCUCCAGACGCCUUCGAGUGAAAACGCCAGUGAGGAGGCUGGUGAGGGUGAAUAUGUCAAUCUGUAUUCCUCUGGCCAGAGCAACGGGGAACUCCCAGGCUCUGAAGGAGAAUCUCCCCCUGUCAAAGACAGCCACUCCAAAGACUCGGCUUUGAACAGCAGUGCCACGGGCAAGGAGGGCAAAGAUGGUGCUGAAAGGCAGCCGCAGUCACCAGAUGCUUUGGAGUCAUCACAGCUGGAGGAAGAGGUAGAUGAGCUGUCCCUUAUUGACCACAGUGAAAUCAUGUCUAGAUUAACACUGAAGCAAGAGGGGGAUGAUGGGCCAGAUGUCCGUGGUGGAUCUGGAGACAUUCUGUUGGUGCACGCCACGGAGACCGACAGGAAAGAUCUGGUGCUGUACUGUGAAGCCUUUCUGACUACAUACAGGACAUUUAUUACCCCUGAAGAGCUCAUCAAGAAGCUGCAGUACAGAUAUGAGAAGUUUUGCCACUUCCCGGACACGUUCAAGAAGAGAGUCAGUAAGAACACCUUCUUCGUGCUGGUGCGAGUGGUGGAUGAGCUGUGCUUGGUGGAGUUGACAGAGGAAAUCCUCAAGCUGCUGAUGGACCUGGUGUUCCGGCUGGUCUGCAGCGGGGAGCUGAGCCUGGCCCGAGUGCUGCGCAAGAACAUCCUGGAUAAAGUGGAUCAGAAGAAAAUGCUGAGCUACGCCAACUCCAUCAAACCUCUCGCGGCCAGAGGGGUGGCAGCCAGGCCAGGGACACUGCAUGAUUUCCACAGUCAUGAAAUAGCUGAGCAGCUGACCCUGCUGGAUGCUGAACUCUUCUAUAAAAUCGAGAUCCCAGAAGUUCUGCUUUGGGCAAAGGAACAAAAUGAAGAGAAGAGUCCCAACCUGACACAGUUCACAGAGCACUUUAAUAACAUGUCCUACUGGGUCCGUUCAAUAAUCAUGCUACAAGAGAAAGCCCAGGACCGAGAGAGGCUGCUCCUUAAAUUUAUAAAGAUUAUGAAGCACUUACGAAAGCUGAAUAAUUUUAAUUCCUAUCUGGCCAUUCUUUCUGCACUGGAUUCUGCACCCAUCCGAAGGCUGGAGUGGCAGAAGCAAACCUCAGAGGGCCUGGCUGAGUACUGCACCCUGAUCGACAGCUCCUCCUCCUUCCGCGCCUACCGAGCGGCCCUGGCCGACGUGGAGCCCCCCUGCAUCCCCUACCUAGGCCUGAUUCUGCAGGACCUGACCUUUGUCCAUCUGGGAAACCCUGAUUACAUCGACAGCAAAGUGAACUUUUCCAAGCGCUGGCAGCAGUUUAACAUCCUGGACAGCAUGAGGUGCUUCCAGCAAGUACAUUACGACAUCAAGAGGAACGACGACAUAGUGUCAUUCUUCAACGACUUCAGCGACCACCUGGCUGAGGAGGCCCUGUGGGAACUGUCUCUGAAAAUCAAACCUCGCAACAUCACGAGGCGGAAAACAGAUCGGGAAGAGAAAACCUAGGAGGAGGGGUUGUGUGAGGAGAAUCGCUCCGCAGAGGCGCCGAGGGCAGCUAUGAGACUGGAGUUCAAUGUUUGUACCUGUCACUGGAUGACACACCCUCCCUCCCAGCUGGCAGCCAUCCCUGGGGGUGGGAAUGCCGGGCGCGGAGGCGCCGGCGCAGCCGCCGAGGGCAGAGAUCGGCCGGUGCUCGCUGCACUCGCCCUCCUUCUCCUCCCGUCCCUCUGUGCCAUGAACCAGCUUGAACCCCGGGGACAGAGCUGUGUGGAAGGAGUGUCCCACGCAAGCGUGUUGCUGGUUUGCUGGCCUGUUGCAUUCAGGUGUACCCUGGCUCUUGUUCCCAUCCAGAGCAGGGGCAGCAGGAGCUCAGCACCCACUGACUCAUCUCCGGAGCGGCGUCGGGCAGCAGCGGCCGUGGAAGCCAAGGGUUGGAGUCUCCCCUGCAAUGCCACCUUCCCAACGUGUUCGUGAGGAUGGAAGUGUCUCCUGCUGCCUGCCAGAGGAGCUCUGCUUCCAGAGAGCUGCUUGUGUUUACAGGGGUCUCGGCUCACCCCAGAUCUCUGGUGCCUUCUUCGCGGGAGGAAGGCACCGGUCGUAGAUACGGAAGAGGCACUGAAAAUGUGGGCAGGGACCCGCCAUCUCCAGUCAUCACACCCCCCUCCUCCUCUCAGAUCUCGUUAUUUAAGCAACAGUAAAUCCCUCUGAACCUGGAAACAUGGACUGCCCAGGUACUGGGGGUCACCUGCCUGUGACCCCGUGUCUCUUAGCGAUGGUACUUAGCUUUUGCACAGGAAAUGCUGUAGGAUACAGACUGUACAUACCUAGUGUUUAGAACCCCCUGGGGAUUUUUGAUGCAUGUCUGAAUACCGAUGAGUUUAUAGGGAAAAAAAAAAAAGACAAGUGCAAACCAGUCUGUAUAAAAUCCACAACCAGUGACAAUGUUGUUCCGAGUGCUGGAUAAAGGAGGCUCGGGGCAGCCACGUGGGCACUGGCUGCAGAGCAGGGGCAGGAGCCUUGUGAAGGAACCAAUUCUGGGUUGGAAGUGGGAACCAGGAAGGAGCCCUGUGCCCAGCUGAGCCACCCUGUCCUCCCACCUAGUCCUCUCCCCUCUCUGUUUUGCCAAAUGUUUUUCUCUGGGGGUCCCUGUUGGGACCCUCAGAGCUGUGCUUUGAGAGCUGUGCUUUGGCAGGACCCCCAGCAAGUCCCUGUCCCCAGUCCCACCAUGCUGGUGCCAGCAGGGCAGGGACAGCCCAGCAUGGAAGGGCAAGGCAGGGGUGUCAUUUCCCACACACACAGUGUUAACCCCAAUCUGUUCAGUGUGCCUUAUUCAGCCCUUCUGUCCCCCCUCUGUGUCCCACCCAGCACAGCCCCAGCCAGGCCAUCUCACAUCACUGCUCCAGUGGUUUGCAGUUGGAUCGUGGGUGUGAGUGUGCCCUGCAGUUUUCAGCAGCCUUGCCAGACCCUCCUCAGCUCCCUGUCACAUGGUCACAGGUUUUUACAGGGCUCUGACAAAAUCCUGCAGGUUUAGGGCAGCAGCUCCCAAGGAAUACAGACAUGGAGUUUCACAGAGCAUCCUUAACUUACUUCUCAAUAGCAGCUCUGUGCCUGCUAAAGCCUCUGUUUGUUCUGGGUGAAUCAGAGCUGCACUCCUUUCCUUCUCCAAACAGAUUGCAAAGCCUUGGCCAGCUCUGCCUGACUCUCAGGAGGGAGUGACAGCCCGGGGUUUUACCCAGCUUGGUUAUUUUCCUGAAGACUCAGGCACGAGGCUCACACAGUGGCCAAGCACAGAGGCACCCCCUGGCCAUGAGGGCAUCUGGGGGAGGGGAGUGUGGGAUCCAACACAGUUCUGUGCAGCCCCAGAGCAGGAGGAGCAGGAAUUUUUUGUGCUGAACCACGGUGUCUGAGCCAGAACACUUCAAAAGUGGUUUAUUUUCAUGGCACUGAGGGCAUUGGAGCUGUGUGUUCUGUCCAGCCAAGGCUUUGCAAUCCCCAGAGGCUUCCCAGGAACUAAUAUCCACGUUUCCUUUGUAAGCAAGAUCUCUUAAAAGCCCAGCAUGGUGAAAAGGGUGAUGAAUACACCCAGGAUGUGGUGUGGGCUUCACCCUGGUGGCUCUGAGCAGCCCUUGGGUGCAGUGGCCAGGCUGUCCUGGGAGGGCUGUGUGUGCUGGUGGCUCUGGGGGUUCAGAGGGACAGGAGGGGGCAGCUUGUCUUCAUCCAGCUGAGUGACUGUGUCACACGAGGGGUGAGCCAGUGGCUCUUGGGUGGGGCACACAGGACACCCCAAAAAUGGCAGUGACUGGGGUUCCACAGGGCUCCACUCCUGGCCCUGUGCUCUUCACCAUCUUCACUGACAACCUGGACACAGGGCUGGAAGGGAUCCUAAGGAACUUUGCUGACAACACUAAAUUUGGGCACCUAUAUAAAAGAAGAUAUUAAGCUAUUAGAGAGUGUCCAGAGGCCGUAAGGAUGGGGAAGGGUCUGGAGGGGCCUUGUGAGGAGCAGCUGGUGGCACUUGGUUUGUUCAGCCUGGAGGAGACUGAGGGCAGACGUUGUGGUCUUCAGCAGCCUCACGAGGGGCAGGUGCAGAUCUCUUCACUUGUGAGCAGUGACAGGACCCGGGGGAACGGCUGCAGCUGUGUCAGGAGGUUUAGGUUGGAAAUCAGGAAAAAGUUCUUCCCCGAGAGGGUGGUGGGGCACUGUGAACAGGCUCCCCAGGGCAGUGGUCCCAGCACCAAGCCUGUCUGAGAUCAAGAAGCGUUUGGACAGUGCUCUCACGUGGUGGGGUUUUUGGAUUGUCCUGUGCAAGGCCAGGAUUUGGGCUCAGUGACCUUGAUGGGUCCCUUUCAAGUCAGCAAAUUCUGUGAUCCUGUGAUCCCCAACCAGCGGGAGCCAUUUCCAGGUGCUUCCCUGCACUUGAGCCCACAAGCCCAGGUAGCACCAAAGGAGGUCUUGGUCUCUGCCGUUUGCCAAGCCCCCAGAGCCAGAGGCUCAGCCCAUGGCAUGAGGAUGGGAGGUCUGAGUGCCCCCCAGCUUUCCCCCUCUUCACCCCUUCCUCUGCUGUCAUCCCCAGCUGAGCAGUGUCCCAGCCACAGCUCCUGGCUCGUGUCCCACCCUCAGGCCAGGCUCUCGGGGCUGGAGGGACCCUAGAGGAGGGUCCCUUUGCCUGGAGCAGCUUCAGGUUUGCUGACCAGAGACCCCCGAUCUCCAGGAGCAGUGCCUGGGGAGCAGAAACCCAGAACAUCCUUGUGCAAGACUGGCCAUGAGCAUGUUCCCGUCCUGCAGGCAGCAUCCUCAAGGCCAUCACCUCUUUUUGGGGAGAGGGAAGAGUCUGAGUCCCCUCUCCACUCGGGGCAGGGAGUGGGGAGAAGCGAUGCCCCCUGUCACCAGCCCCCUGCCCCAGGCCUCCCCCCCAAGCAGUUCCGUUGUAUUAUAGAUUUACCACUAACCCCAUGGUGGCAUCUUCCUGCGAACAUUUCAGACCUGUAACUUUUAUAUUAAAGACAAAUAAAACACCAAUAACGAGCCUGCCUGAUGAUCCUGUUUACAGUGCAUGCACAGUCUGUGGAUUAAAGUGACAAUCGAAUCC